GCUCGUGAUGUUCACUUCCAUAUUGUGUCGUCUGCUACUAUGCUUAUGAAUAAUAAUAAGUGUAUGUAGUAGUGUCAAGUGUGUCUGCUUAACGCAUUUGAGGUGAUUUGUUCAGAAUUUUGAAUUGCCAUAACUUUUAGCCUAAAUAUUGAGUUAAAUGACUGCUAAAUUAAAUUCAUCAAUUUUUUACAGAACAAUGGCACUGCACAGGAUGCUCAAAACUAAUUGUGUUGUGCAUUUAAAAUGUUGCAAUAACAGUUCCGCCAACAGUAAUUCAGAAAAGGCACAGAAAAUGAUAUUAUUUUGGGAAAAUGAGAUGGUUCACAAGACUAACUUGCAGUAUGAUGUGUUGAGUGAAGAAGAAAAAAUUAUUCACAAUAUGCAUGACGAAGCAGUAAGAAAAGGACAUUUCACCUAUAAUGAUCCCAUAACAAAUGAGAGGAUUUUGACAAGACUACGACACUAUCUGCGGGGGAAAUGUUGCGGUAACGCUUGCCGACAUUGUGUAUACGACCAUGAAAAUGUAAUUGAUGAAUACAAGUUACGAGUACGAACAUUCAACACGUCAUUUUGGACAUAUCCUCCUGUAGAGAAGGAUGUUGAGUUUGAUGACUCCUGUUACUUUGAUGGAACCAAUCUGAAAGUUCAAACGAACAGACGUUCCGCAAGCACAACUUUUGAAUUUAGUGCAAGAUAAGUUUAACUUUUAAUUGUAGCAUGUAAAUUUUUGUAAAUAUAGGUUACAGAAAAUCA
Molecule: messenger RNA, 753 nt
Organism: Homalodisca vitripennis (glassy-winged sharpshooter)
Lineage: Eukaryota; Metazoa; Arthropoda; Insecta; Hemiptera; Cicadellidae
Exons: 3
Coding region: 158-697 (179 amino acids)
Source: RefSeq, a predicted model, not a curated record